AUGGACAGUGCUGCCGGCGAAACGACGUCAAAGUCGCUUAAGGUUGUUGUAGAGGAUAAGAAUAGACUCAAUCUCGUUGGUCGGUGCGCCGCACGCAGUCCAGCUGAGUCCUUUGCCCGCAACCCGCUCAUUACGGUGAGUCUUUGGGGGCGGCGGCGGUUGGACAAGAUCCAUCGCGGUUCAGAGCGUCAACCUCGCACGUAUAUGUAUGCACCUGGUGGUCAGCCAUGCAUGUGCGCCUUGAUGCGAUUGGGGCGGCCGUGUGUAAGCCACAUCCAGGGGAGACUGUCAUGCACGUCGGCCUGUGUUUUGCGCCAUGUCCGUCUCCGGCAGGUUCCGAGGCGGGCGCAAGAACGAGAGUUGCAAAAAUAA
Molecule: messenger RNA, 372 nt
Organism: Purpureocillium lilacinum
Lineage: Eukaryota; Fungi; Ascomycota; Sordariomycetes; Hypocreales; Ophiocordycipitaceae
Source: RefSeq, a predicted model, not a curated record